Messenger RNA from Miscanthus lutarioriparius, 1518 nucleotides. NCBI's taxonomy places the organism in Eukaryota, Viridiplantae, Streptophyta, Magnoliopsida, Poales, Poaceae. The record is from the annotation of a GenBank genome assembly.
AUGGUUGGAACAAUGGAGGAAACAAGCAGGAUCCCUGGGUACUUCAAGAACAAGGGCAUCCUCAUCACUGGCGCAACAGGCUUCCUUGGAAAGAUACUCGUGGAGAAGAUACUGAGGGUCCAGCCGGACGUCAAGAGGAUCUACCUCCCCGUGCGUGCGCCGGAUGCAGAAUCGGCCAAGAAACGGGUGGAGACUGAGGUGAUCGGGAAGGAGCUGUUUGGGCUUCUCCGGGAGACGCAUGGCAAGGGGUUCCAGUCCUUCAUCGAGGAGAAGGUCGUCCCGUUGGCCGGAGACAUCAUCCACGAGAACCUGGGCGUGGAGGGGCCCCAGCUGAGCCAGAUGACUCAGGAGCUCAACGUCAUCGUCAAUGGAGCUGCCACAACAAACUUCUACGAGAGGUACGACGUGGCCCUGGAUGUGAACGUGAUGGGAGUGAAGCAUAUCUGUCAGUUGGCCAAGCAGUGCCCCAAUCUCGAGGUCGUGCUCCAUGUCUCCACGGCCUAUGUGGUGGGCGAGAAGCAGGGGGUGAUCCUGGAGCGGGCGUUCAAGCAGGGCGAGACGCUGCGGGAGACGGAGGCGGAGCUGGACAUCCACGCGGAGCUGCGGCUGGCCAGGGACUACCAGCGGCAGGUCGCCGGCGACGACGCGGAGCAGAAGAACGAGCGGAAGGCCAUGAAGGAGCUGGGCCUCGCCAGGGCCCGGGAGUUCGGCUGGCCCAACACCUACGUCUUCACCAAGGCGCUCGGGGAGAUGAUGCUGGCGCGGGAGCUCGCCGGCGGCGUCCCCGGCGUGAUCGUGCGGCCCAGCAUCAUCACCAGCAUCCAGAAGGAGCCGCUGCCCGGGUGGGUCGAAGGCACCAGGACCAUCGACGCCAUCCUCAUCGGCUACGCCAAGCAGAGCCUCUCCUGCUUCCUGGCCGACCUCCAGCUCACCAUGGACGUGAUCCCCGGGGACAUGGUGGUGAACGCGAUGAUGGCCGCGACGGUGGCGCACGCGUCGUCGUCGGCCCCGGCCGACCAGCAGAAGACGACGACGACGCCGACGGUGUACCACGCGACGUCUUCCCUCCGGAACCCUGCGCCGUACGCGGUGCUGUACCGGACGGGGCUGCGGUACUUCAGCGACCACCCGCGCGUGGGCAAGGAUGGCCGCCCCGUGCGCACCCGCAAGGUGCACUUCUUCGGCACCGUGGCCGGGUUCACCGCCUACAUGGUGCUCCGCUACAGGCUGCCGCUGGAGCUGCUGCGCCUGCUCAGCCUGCUCUGCUGCGGCCUCCUCUUCUCGCGCCUCUACGCCGACCUGGACCGCAAGUACAGGUUCGUCAUGCGCCUCGUCGACCUCUAUGGGCCCUUCGCGCUCUUCAGGGGCAUCUUCGACGACGCCAACGUGGAGAGGCUCAGGAUGGCCAUGCCCGUCGCCGACCGGGUGGAGUUCAACUUCGACCCCAAGACCGUCGACUGGGACGACUACUUCUACAAGAUCCACAUCCCAGGGGUCAUGAAGUACGUGCUCAACUAG